Molecule: messenger RNA, 2030 nt
Organism: Gasterosteus aculeatus aculeatus (three-spined stickleback)
Lineage: Eukaryota; Metazoa; Chordata; Actinopteri; Perciformes; Gasterosteidae
Product: carbohydrate sulfotransferase 11
Biological process (GO): proteoglycan biosynthetic process; carbohydrate biosynthetic process
Cellular component (GO): membrane
Molecular function (GO): sulfotransferase activity
Source: RefSeq, a predicted model, not a curated record
UGACGUCACGGCAUGCUGCCUCGUCCAUGUUUGGCGAAGAAAAAGUUUGUGUUUCUGCCGACAGUCACCUCGACGAACUCUAGACACCAACAAAAACUAGAGCUAAGGAGAAGCAAAGCCGUUUCAUAUCUUUUAAUGUUGCUUCGGGCUAGCCAUUAUCAACGGAACAUUAAUUGUUAUCUAAAAUGCCCGUACUUAAAUGUAAUCAUUAUUACGUUAGCGUUACCCGAACCAAACUAGCAAAGACCAGAGCGGGUCUGGAUUUAUGACCCACUUACGUUCAAAUUAACGGCUGACUUCUCCGGCGUGUAGCACUCAGACUGAGGUUUUUAUUUUUUUAUUUUUGUAUCCUUCCCUGGAUGGACCGUUGUCUUUUUUCUCUCAAUUAAUGAAUAGGCUAUUAACUCCUCGGAGAGUGUCGCAUCCUGCGCCGGGUGCCCGCGCAUGAACCGCGUCCGAGCGGCUCCGCGCUGCCGAGGCUCCGCCAGCAGAGCCGGGCUUCGGGAUGAGGAUGCCCGGAGGAGGACGCCUGCUCCUGGCGACGUGCCUGGGCUCGCUCUUCGUUCUCGUGCUUUUCUUCCAGAGCAUCACACGGCCAGAACCGGCCAUGAGGACGGACAGCAGACCAGGGAAAAGCCGGAGAAGCCCAUUGCAGACCCUCUACAAAGGAGACCAGCAGCCGGAGCUGUUGGCGGCUCAGAGGUCCCUCCAAGGUCGCAGGGAGCAUUUGGAGCAGGGCUGUCUGAGCCACAAGAGGAAGCGCCAAGUGCUUUCGCCUGAGGAUCUCAAACACCUCAUCGUGGACGACAAACACGGCCUGAUUUACUGCUACGUGCCCAAGGUCGCCUGCACCAACUGGAAGCGUGUCCUCAUGGUCCUCACCAGCGAUGGCCGCUACAUCAACCCCCUCGCCAUCCCUGCAAACGAGGCUCACGUAGCAGGGAACCUGCGCACGCUGUCAGAGUUCUCCGUGCCCGAGAUCAAUCGGCGCCUUCGCAGCUACCUCAAGUUCAUCUUCGUGCGGGAGCCCUUUGAGCGCCUGGUGUCCGCCUACCGUAACAAGUUCACCCGUAGCUACAACACCGCCUUCCACAAGCGCUACGGGACCAAGAUCAUCCGCCGCAACCGGCCCGACCCGGAGCCCGAAGCCCUGGAGAAGGGGAGUGACGUGUCUUUCCCCGAGUUUGUCCAGUACCUGGUGGACCCCCGGACCCAACGGGAGGAGCCGUUUAACGAGCACUGGGAGCGGGUGCACUCGCUCUGCCACCCCUGCCUCAUCCACUAUGACCUAGUGGGGAAGUACGAGACUCUGGAGCCAGACGCUCAGGCCGUGCUGGAGUUGGCUGGAGUGCAGGGGACACUUCAGUUUCCCACAUCUGGCAAAAGCACCAGAACGGACGGCAACAUGGCGGCGCGCUUCUUCAAGCACAUUAGUCCCUUCUACCAGAAGAAGCUGUUCAACCUGUAUCGAAUGGACUUCCUGCUCUUCAACUACUCCACUCCAGAGUACCUCCGGACUCGAUGAGAGGCUGGGAGAAGAGGGGGUGAUUCGGCACGUUUUGGUUGCCAUCAUUAUCAUUCAUGCUCAGAUCCAUCGCAGCACUGACUUGUCACCCUGAGCUUGCCACAAAAACACCAAAAAGUGCCUUUAACAUUUAACAGAAUGCAGACAAUGUGUUUGACAAUGCAGUGGUCUCCGGGAAGAUCCCGUGGGUUCACAAAGAACUAUUUAUUUUUUAUUCAAUUUUGACUUUGACGUAGUUUGCGGUCAGUCGUUGUUUUAGUGUAGCACACCUCGUCAGGUUUUCUGCCACGUCCACACAGUAAGUCUUCCUGUGGCUUGUUCUUGUUCUGGGAACUAAUGCGCCAUAAAUUAAAGGAGCAGGUUCUCCUCUUGCAUACGUGUUCUACAGGUAAAAUGCAACAGCAGAUUAAAUCAAAGCACCUACAGUAGAAUAUCUGCAUGGCCUUUAUUUAUGUAUGUAUUUAUUGUUGGAGUGUGUAAGUAAAGGUUUACGCUUUCGACUUUG